AUGGCCUCUCGUAUUUCAGCACUUGCCUCUCACAUCGAAGAAGCUGGCCAAGACAUCUUGAGCCAAGUCAUGGUUGGCGAAAACAAGACAUCGACAGGUAACUGGACUAGCGGAUUGUUGGCUGGCCAAGUCGCUAUCAUCACUGGUUCCGGACAAGGUAUCGGUGAAGCUGCUGCCAAACUAUUCGCCAAGGAAGGUGCUUCAGUGGUCGUCACCGACAUUGACGCCAAGAAGAGCGAUGCCGUCUGUAAGGCCAUCAUUGAUGCUGGUGGAAAGGCUCUCUCUGUUCCCGGAGACGUCACCGACCCUGCUUUCCCGGACAGAAUCGUCAAGGCUACCGUUGCCAAGUUUGGCAAGAUCAACCAUUUGGUAAACAAUGCUGGAUAUACUUUUGAUGGUAUGGUUCACAAGACUACUGACAAGCAAUGGGAAAUGAUGAUUGCAGUCCACAACACUGCUCCAUUCCGAUUGGUUCGAGCUGCUGCUGAGCAAUUCCGAAGCAAGUCGGAAGAACCACGUACCAUCGUCAUGGUUUCAUCUACCUCUGGUCUCCACGGAAACCUUGGACAAGCCAACUACGCCACUGCAAAGAUGGGAGUUCUUGGUUUCACUAAGACUAUGGCCAAGGAAUGGGGUCAAUUCGGUGUGAGAUGUAACGCUAUCGCAUUCGGAUGGAUUGAUACCCGUCUGACCCGUGCUAAGGAAAUCGGAGAAGCUAUGGUCGUUGACGGACAAAAGAUCAGCUUGGGAAUCCCAAUGGGUAACGCCCCACCAACUGCUGCUCAAAGAUCUGCUGGAAUUCCUCUUCGCCGACCUGGAUCUGCUGAAGACGCUGCCGGUGGUAUCCUCUUCUUGUGUUCUCCAUUAAGUGCCUACGUUACUGGUCACUGCCUUGAACUCACUGGAGGUGUUGGAAUUUAA
Molecule: messenger RNA, 921 nt
Organism: Synchytrium microbalum
Lineage: Eukaryota; Fungi; Chytridiomycota; Chytridiomycetes; Synchytriales; Synchytriaceae
Exons: 11
Coding region: 1-921 (306 amino acids)
Molecular function (GO): oxidoreductase activity, acting on the CH-OH group of donors, NAD or NADP as acceptor
Source: RefSeq, a predicted model, not a curated record